Solea solea (common sole) is the source of this 1192-nucleotide messenger RNA. RefSeq lists its product as uncharacterized. Gene Ontology annotation, molecular function: transmembrane signaling receptor activity. The coding region runs from base 185 to 1015 and encodes 276 amino acids. Gene Ontology annotation, biological process: cell surface receptor signaling pathway. Lineage: Eukaryota; Metazoa; Chordata; Actinopteri; Pleuronectiformes; Soleidae. The record is from RefSeq and is a predicted model, not a curated record. The transcript is spliced from 9 exons.
CUGCAGGCGAACAGUGUUCAGCUCCGAGGAGACAGAGAGCAGCUCCUCAGAAAGCCCGAACACGUGAGGCUGUAGCUUGGAUACAGUGCUCAGCAGCUGCCUGGCUCUGGAGCUCUGGUCCUGGAGUCUCUUCAGUCCACCAUGUUUGAAGGCCUGGUGGUGAUCGGCUGGAGCGCCAAACGUGAUGACAUCAUACCACGCACCUGGAGACAGAGACGCACAGCGCUACGGCAAACAGCAACAGCACAGGGACGCACAGCAGCUCAGGAUGGAGGUGGCAGUUCUCUCUGUCUACAUCCUGAUGAACAUGUUGGAUUUUGGUCAAACACAAGCCUCGCUCACCGUCACACCUGAAAGGUCACAGUUCUUUAAGUAUGACAGUUUCUCUGUGAGCUGCUACAGCAAGGAGGAGAAGGAGGAGGAGGAGGAGGAGGAGUGGACAGUGAUGAGGAGGAUGUUGGACGGAGAGGUGGGUCCAUGUCCAUCCCCUUGCUCUGUCACUGCGGCCUUUCCAUCAACAGACAGUGGACUGUACUGGUGUCAAACUGGAACAGGAAGAAACAGCACCAGCGUCAACAUCACUGUCACCGCUAGUCCUGUGAUCCUGGACAUCCCACUGCAUCCUGUUGCCGUGGGAGAUGACGUGACGUUGCACUGCAGGUGUAAAUGCUCCACAAAGGGCACAGACUUCUCUAAAGAUGGCGUCCACAUCGCGAGCAGCCUCACAGAGAACUUGACCCUCCACAGUGUUUCCGAAUCUGAUGCUGGACUCUACAGCUGCACGGUACCUGGAGUGGGAACCUCAGCAGGAACCUGGCUGAGCGUCACAGCGCCACCUGCAGUUCAGGACCUCCUGCUGUCAGCCUCCAGCCCUCUGCGUCAUCUGAUAGUGGGAAGUCCUUUCCUGCUGUCCACCAUCUUACUGGGUCUUGUAUACAGAGACAGGAAGAGAGUGCUGCGGGCUAAUGAGGAAGGACAACGGUCCGAUGAUGUCAUCAUGCAGAUUGACAUAUAAACAGCCAGUGACAUUGUGUGUUAUAUAUGUCGUUUUUUAUUAUUAUUUGUAAAACUCUGCUAUUCUGCUGUUUUUUCCCCCCUCCAUUUUAAUCAUGCGACCAAAAUAAUUGAACAAAAGAAGACAUGAACUUGACAUUUGCUAACGCGUGAAAUAAAGUGUCGAGUGAAACCACCA